CAGGCAUGAACUCUCAAGCAAUACAGCGAAUCAGAAUUGAACAUUUUAUUUAUGCAAAAUUUAUUUUUACAUGAUCUCAUGUGAGGCUGCCACAUUUCCUUUACCCACCGUGUAAUCUUACCGACUUUGCCCAGUUUGUUUAAGAUAUGGCGUCUGAGUGCUGUCUCAGUCUCACCAAAUACUUCCUAUUUCUCUUCAACUUAAUAUUCUUUCUCUUAGGAUCACUCCUCUUAUCUUUGGGACUAUGGAUACUAUUUUCAGAGACCAGCAUUUUCAUGCCCCCUUCCUACAUUUCAGUCUCUCUCUUCUCCUACUUGCUGAUCAUCAGUGGCUCUGUGACCAUGUCAUUAGGCUUCAUUGGAUGUCUGGGUUCUCUGAAGACUGUCAAAUGUCUGCUGGCAAUUUAUUUCAUCCUGCUCACAGUUCUUCUCGCGGCUCAGAUAGUGGGUGGGGUUCUUUUCUACACCCAGAAGAGUGAGUUGGUCGGUUCACUAAAGGAUCAUACUUUUGAUCUAAUAAAGACAUUUAAAAACAAUAACUCCAGUCUCCAGGGUUUUAAACAGACUCUAGAGUACAUUCAGAUGAAGACCAAAUGCUGUGGUUGGCAAGGGAAACAGGACUGGGAGGAUUCUAUACCUUGUUCCUGCGUCUACACAAGCAAUGUCACUGUCAAUGCAACGCAUAAAACCGAAGCUCCAAUGUUUCUCCAAUGUUCCACAUGUUUCUCAAAUGUUUCCAUUUCGAAUAACACUGUAUGCUCAAUUUAUGAGCAGGGUUGCAGUGACACUAUAAAAAAGUGGCUGGAUGAAAAUGUUCUCUUCAUUUUGGUGGUUAUUUUGACCAUUUCUGUGGUGGAGAUAUGUGGUAUGAUCCUUUCGAUGUGUCUGUAUAAAGCGGGUUCUGUGGACUACAACACAAUUUUCUACUAAGGUGACCAGGAUCAGUGAGGGGAAAACGUCAAUUUGAAAAAGAAAGAAAAGAUGGGAUCCCGCACAUUGCUUCUGAUAAUGAUCUUAAGUGCCCUCUGUGUUGCGCAGGCACUGAGGUGCAACUACUGCAAGAAGAUCAACAAAGAAGAACCCAACUGUAAUGAGAUAGAGGAGAGAGAAUGCAGCAGUGGUCUCGAUACCUGUGUUAGGAUCAGAAUGCAUCCUCCAGCCUACGGUGAGGUGCGCAGAUGUGCCAAAGCUAAGGAGUGUGAUCCUGCUGUGCCUCCUCAAGUGGAGAGAUACUGCUGCAGCACAGACCUCUGCAACUGAUCUGCUAUUAUCAGCCAUAUAUAUAUUUUGCCAUAUGGUCUGUGAUUAUCUUAUGCUUCUUAAAAUGCUCAAAACAUACAGCUAACAUAGUUAUUAAUGUUCCUAAAGUUAAUAUAUAUGUACAUUUCAGUAGAGAUAUUAUAAUGAAAUAAAUUCUGGCCAGCAAAAAAAAAUAAAAAUAAAUUCUUUGUGUUUUCUGAAA
Megalobrama amblycephala (Wuchang bream) is the source of this 1461-nucleotide messenger RNA. It is a transcript of the gene cd37, whose product is annotated as CD37 molecule. The transcript has 12 exons. The record is from RefSeq and is a predicted model, not a curated record. Gene Ontology annotation, cellular component: membrane. Lineage: Eukaryota; Metazoa; Chordata; Actinopteri; Cypriniformes; Xenocyprididae. Bases 147 to 929 code for a protein of 260 amino acids.